This is a messenger RNA of Acomys russatus (golden spiny mouse), 1527 nucleotides long. RefSeq names its product cysteinyl leukotriene receptor 1 (gene Cysltr1). Gene Ontology annotation, cellular component: plasma membrane. Gene Ontology annotation, biological process: G protein-coupled receptor signaling pathway. The record is from RefSeq and is a predicted model, not a curated record. NCBI's taxonomy places the organism in Eukaryota, Metazoa, Chordata, Mammalia, Rodentia, Muridae. The coding region runs from base 488 to 1510 and encodes 340 amino acids. The transcript is spliced from 3 exons. Gene Ontology annotation, molecular function: leukotriene receptor activity.
UUCUUUCCAAGUCUCCAGUUUCUAUUCUUCCUCCCUCUCUGUUCCCUCCCUUCCCCCACUUUGCACCAGGGAAGCUAAACUCUAGUUUAAGCAGUUUGAGAACUAGUAAGAAAGAGGAAGAAGAAUCCAAUCCGCACGUAUUUGCUAACAACCGUGCCAUGCCCUGACCUCUCUCCUCCUGAAAAGAAGCUUUCCUAAAGAGCAGGAGCCCUGUGAAUGGAGUGGACCAUCCAGAGUAUCCACACUUACUCUGCAGCUCACCACCCUGGGUUAGCUCUCCAGGGGACUAGCAGGCUGGAUUUCCUGAAGAUUUGGAUCUUGCUUCAGGGAGCAAACUCAAAGGGACCUUAAACUGUGAAGCUUGGAAUCCGCAGCUGAAGCAUACUCUGACGUUACAACAUAAGAACCGUGGCCACAAUAAGAAGGAAACAUUGUGAAGGGGACUGCGGUGCCAGAAAGAGGCACAAAGCAGACAUUCCUGGAGAAGAUGGAUGGAGCCGAAAAUCUGACAGUAUCUUCUGUCAGAAAUAACACAUGCCAUAACACGAUUGAUGAGUUCCGCAAUCAAGUGUACUCCACUAUGUACUCUAUGAUCUCUGUUGUGGGUUUCUUUGGCAAUGCCUUUGUCCUCUAUGUCCUCAUAAAAACAUAUCAUGAGAAAUCAGCCUUCCAAGUAUACAUGAUUAAUCUAGCCAUAGCAGAUUUACUCUGUGUAUGCACACUGCCUCUCCGUGUGGUCUAUUAUGUUCACAAAGGCAAGUGGCUCUUUGGUGACUUUUUGUGCCGCCUCACCACCUAUGCCUUGUAUGUUAACCUCUAUUGUAGCAUCUUCUUUAUGACAGCCAUGAGCUUUUUCCGGUGUGUUGCAAUUGUUUUUCCAGUCCAGAACAUUAAUUUGGUUACACAGAAAAAAGCCAGGUUCGUGUGCAUUGGAAUUUGGAUUUUUGUGAUUUUAACUAGUUCUCCAUUUUUAAUGUACAAAUCUUAUCAGGAUGAGAAAAACAAUACUAAAUGCUUUGAACCUCCGCAGGACAAUCAAGCUAAAAAAUAUGUUUUGGUCUUGCAUUAUGUGUCACUAUUCUUUGGUUUUGCCAUCCCUUUUGUCAUCAUAAUUGUCUGUUACACAAUGAUCAUUCUGACCUUACUAAAAAAUUCAAUGAAGAAAAACCUGCCAAGUCGUAGAAAGGCUAUAGGAAUGAUCAUAGUUGUGACAGCUGCCUUUUUAAUCAGCUUCAUGCCAUAUCAUAUUCAACGAACUAUCCACCUUCACUUUUUACACAGUGAAACUAGACCCUGUGAUUCUGUCCUUAGGAUGCAGAAGUCAGUGGUCAUAACCUUAUCUCUAGCUGCAUCAAACUGUUGUUUUGACCCUCUGCUAUAUUUCUUUUCAGGUGGAAACUUUAGGAGAAGGUUGUCUACAUUUAGAAAGCAUUCUUUAUCCAGUAUGACUUACAUACCCAAGAAGAAAGCUUCCCUGCCAGAAAAAGGAGAGGAAGUGUGUAGAGAAUAAUUCAAACAUGUCUCCAG